AUGAUGUGGCCUGAAUUCAGCUUACAGGGCAAUUACAAAUGGAUAAAUCUUUUACCUACGCUCAUAUCAAAGUACAAUAAUAAGAAGCAUCGUACUAUUGGUAUGAAACCCAAAGAUGUUACCGUAGAAGAUACAAGAGAACUGCUGAGACGUAUCCGUAAACUACGAAAAAUUCCGCUGAGAAGAUCAAAAUUUAAAGUUGGAGAUAGAGUUCGGGUUAGCAAGUUUAAAAAUAUCUUUGAAAAAGGAUAUACUCCCAACUGGACAACGGAAAUAUUCACUGUGGAUAAAGUUAAAUCGACAAAACCAGUAACAUACAAACUUUUAGAUUACCAAAAUCAGCCCAUCGAAGGUGGUUUCUAUGAGAAAGAACUGCUGAAAGUCAAACAUCCAGAUGUUUACCUAGUAGAGAAAGUUUUCAAGACUCGUGGUAAUGAUGUCUACGUGAAAUGGCUUGGAUUUGAUAAAUCUCACAAUAGUUGGAUUAAAAAAUCUGACAUGUAA
Messenger RNA from Leptopilina heterotoma, 504 nucleotides. RefSeq lists its product as uncharacterized. The coding region runs from base 1 to 504 and encodes 167 amino acids. NCBI's taxonomy places the organism in Eukaryota, Metazoa, Arthropoda, Insecta, Hymenoptera, Figitidae. The transcript has a single exon. The record is from RefSeq and is a predicted model, not a curated record.